Messenger RNA from Aphanomyces astaci, 1876 nucleotides. RefSeq lists its product as hypothetical. The transcript is spliced from 10 exons. The record is from RefSeq and is a predicted model, not a curated record. Lineage: Eukaryota; Oomycota; Saprolegniomycetes; Saprolegniales; Verrucalvaceae. The coding region runs from base 41 to 1774 and encodes 577 amino acids. Gene Ontology annotation, biological process: protein polyglutamylation; microtubule cytoskeleton organization. Gene Ontology annotation, molecular function: tubulin binding; tubulin-glutamic acid ligase activity. Gene Ontology annotation, cellular component: cilium.
UGAAAUCUGCGUUCUACCGAAACAGGUCGCUAAAAAUACGAUGCCUUGUCGGUUUCACGAUUUUGCCAAUCGAUUGAUGCCUUGUGCAGCAACUCAAUCACAGCUUGGCAUGACAGACGCGAUCGAGUUGGUCGACGAAAGUGACUCGGGGGGCGAAGACAAUGGCGAACCCCAGAACAUCAUUGUGGCUUCGAGGACAGCAGAAAACAACAACACCCCCCUUGUCCUCGUUCCCUCCAACAUCACUGGCAACGCCAUGCCUGUCGUGUAUAUGCCGUAUCCGUUAUACCUCAAUUUGACCCGACUCCCCCCGGCAGAGACGACUGUGGAGCCAUGGCGGGGCGACCAAUUGAUUCGGUAUCAUGGUACACGACGGUACCUGUACAAUGCGGUGAAGAAUGCGUUGAAAGCUGCCCAAGUUGUCAAGACAUCCAAGCGCAAUUGGAACUUGUUCUGGGGUCGGCACUUGGACGUAACCCAAUACGCUGCGCUAGUUCCCGGUCAAAAGGUGAAUCACUUCCCAGGCAGCUUGGAACUAGGUCGAAAAGACAAGCUGUGCACCAACAUCCUUCGCAUGCAGCGCAAGUUUACCGGGGCGUUCUACCAGAUCAUCCCCGAGACGUUUGUGACGGGGGCGAAGGAAUGCAAGCCGUUCAUGGCCGCCCUCGCUUCUUCCUCCAAAGCCCUUUGGAUCCUCAAGCCACCAAACCAGUGCUGUGGUCGCGGAAUUAAAAUCAUAUCGGGCGGGUCAGAUUACACGUACGAGCCGGACAAACGAUAUGUGGCCCAGCGCUACAUCAUGAGCCCAUACUUGAUCAAUGGGUUCAAGUUUGACAUGCGGCUCUAUGUACUGGUGACGUCGUUCGACCCGCUACGUGUGUACUUGUUUGACAAUGGCCUUGUUCGCUUCUGCACCCACAAAUACUCGACGUCGACAAAGGACGUGGCCAACCGCUUCGGUCACUUGACUAACUACAGUGUAAAUAAAAAGAACAAGGCCGCGUUUCAAUCCAACCAGGACGCAGCCGCCGACGGCGAAGGCAGCAAGUGGAGCUACCAAGCGUUGCAAGCGUACUUUGAAACGCAAGGCCUCGACCCUACCGCCAUCCACCUCGACAUUGCUGCCUUGAUCGUCAAGACUCUCGUGUGCGUGGAGAGUCCUCUCGUAGCUUCGCUCAACAAGCAAGCCAAACACGUGAAUGCUUGCUUUGAACUGUUUGGGUUCGACGUGCUAUUGGACGCCAACCUGCGCCCGUGGCUGCUCGAAGUGAACGUGUUUCCGUCUAUGAGUAGCUCGUCCCCUAUGGACAAGCGCAUCAAGUCCAUCCUCGUCUGCGAUACGUUUCAGCUCGUGGGCGUGGCGGCGGUAGACAUGGGAGCUGGGGACUUGAAGAAAUCAACCCCCAAACCCCGCCGGUCCGUGAAACCAAACCGCCAAGACUCGACAGAAUCAUCAGUCACCGCCGAGGACAUCGAAACGCAGUGGAUCCAAGCGUUGGAGGACGAAGCCAGCCGCCUUGGCCACUUUGAGCGCAUAUUUCCGACGCCAGACACGAUCAAGUUCCUCGACUUUUUUGAAAUACCACGGCCGGGCAACCUCGUGUACGCAAAACACCUGCAAAUGAAAACAACUACUCCAAACCAACUAGACGGCGGACGACCGUCCAAGGGGAUGCCCAACGCAGCUGUAUCUGCUAAACCAACGACGCGGCAAAGGAGCUUUAGCCGCAAAUUUAGCCACGCCAAGACGGCUAGUUUAAGCUACAACGAGUAAUAACUACAGUAACUGUACUACUACAAACGAAGUAGCUUCGAUGUGCUACUUCGUACUACACGAGGGUUAGCUACACUAAUUCAAAUGGACUUUUAAAGACGC